Molecule: messenger RNA, 2409 nt
Organism: Vitis riparia (riverbank grape)
Lineage: Eukaryota; Viridiplantae; Streptophyta; Magnoliopsida; Vitales; Vitaceae
Product: disease resistance protein RPV1-like
Exons: 6
Coding region: 1-2409 (802 amino acids)
Biological process (GO): defense response
Molecular function (GO): ADP binding
Source: RefSeq, a predicted model, not a curated record
AUGAUUAGGCCCGAGGCAGAUGUUGUUCAGAACAUUACUAGAGAUCUGAUAUGUGAGAUAAUAGGUAAAGGCUGUGUUGAGGAUGGCCUAGUUAAUAAAGAAUUCCGUUUGAAAGACUUAAAAAAGUUGAUUAGUGAAUCAAGAGAUGUUCUCAUGAUUGGGAUCUAUGGACUCGGUGGAACAGGGAAGACAGCUAUUGCCCGAGCUUUGUACAAUGAAAUUUCUUAUCAAUUUGAGGAUUCUAGUUUUCUUGCAAAUAUCGGAGAGGAAUCCAAAAAGGAUGGCCUAUAUUGCUUACAAGAACGACUUUUUUGUGAUAUCUUAUUGGGAGAAAGUCGAAAAAUAAUGUUUCAUAGAAGAAACAAUUUGAUUGAGCACAAAUUUCGUACUAAAAGAGUUCUUAUUGUUCUUGAUGAUGUAAAUAAUGAGGAACAAUUGAAAUUAUUAGCCGGAAAUCAUGAUUGGUUUGGUGAAGGAAGUAGAAUCAUUAUAACGUCUAGAGAUAAAUGUUUGUUAAAACGACAUAAAGUGGAUGAGUAUUAUCAGCUUGAGAAAUUAGAUGAUCGUGAAGCUCUAGCACUCUUGUGUCACCAUGCCCUUACCGAAGAACAAUCUCCACAUUGUUUUUUUCGCCUUUUAAAUGAAGUAAUGUCUUAUUGUGGUCAUCGUCCUUUAGCUCUUAAAGUUGCGGGUUCUUUUCUACGUGGCAAGGGAUUGAGGCAGAGGGAAGCUCAGUUAGGAAAGUUAGCUAUAAAACCUGACGUUUUUAGAGUGAGUUAUAAAGAACUAAGUGAUGAAGAAAAGGAUAUAUUCCUUGAUGUUGCAUGCUUCUUUCAAGGGGAGUAUAAAGAUUUUGUUACAAAAAUACUAGAGAAACAUGAUUUCUCUGCUGAACAUGGACUGCAAGUUCUAAGCAAUAGGUGCCUCUUAACAAUUUCGGAAGGAAAGUUAUGGAUGGAUAAUUCAAUACAAAAAAUGGCCUGGGAAAUUGCUAGCAAACAGGCACUGAUACCAGGCAAACCUUGCCGCUUGUGGGAUCAUAAGCAAAUCCUACGCGUACUGAAGAGAAACGAGGGGAUACGUGCAAUUGAAGGCAUAUCCUUAGAGUUAUCCAAAUCAAAAGACAAAAAAUUUUCUGGUGAAGCCUUUUCCCAAAUGGAUGCACUCAGACUGCUAAAGGUCUUCUUGGGUUCUGGAUGUGUUAAUGACAAAGAGACUUAUAAAGUGCAUUUUUCUACAGACUUUACGUUUCCUUCAUAUGAUAAGUUAAGGUAUCUCCAUGGGCAUGGAUACCAAUUAGAUUCUUUUCCUUCAAACUUUGAGGCAGAGGAGCUUCUUGAACUCAACAUGCCAUAUAGCAGCCUAAAACAAAUUGAAGGGGAUGAGAUUCAUUUUCCAAAUUUAAUUGCCCUUGAUCUUAGUCACUCUCAAAAAUUGGAAACCAUCUCAAACUUCUCAAGGAUGCCAAAUUUGGAGAGACUGGUUCUUGAAGGUUGUAGAAGUUUGGUUAAGGUUGACCCAUCUAUUGGAAAUCUGAAAAAGCUUUCUUUGAUGAAUUUGAAAGACUGCAGAAGGCUUAAGAGUCUUCCAAAGAGAAUUUGUGAAUUCGAAUUUCUUGAAUCUCUUAUUCUCGCGGGUUGUUCGAGACUUGAGAAAUUGCUAGGUGACUGGGAGGAACGGCAAAGUUCAGUAAACCUGAAGGCAAGUCGAACUUAUAGAAGAUUCAUUUUACCUCGGAAGCUAAGAAUUCUUCGCUUGGGGCAUUGCAAGAGUUUUCAAGAAAUUCUAAAGCUUCGUUCAAGUAUCCAAGAAGUGGAUGCAUACAACUGCAUUUCUAUGGGAACUUUCUCGUGGAACACCAGAUUAGGAGCAUCCAUUUUACAGAGGAUCAAGAUUAAUCCGGAAUCUGCAUUUUCUAUCGUUCUUCCUGGGAAUACAAUUCCAGACUGUUGGGUCACCCAUAAGGUGACAGGAUCUUCAGUGACUAUGGAGCUGCAAAAUUCUGAUUGGUACAACGAUGACUUCUUGGGAUUUUCCGUGUGCCUUGUUUUUGCACCACAGGCUGAAAGGCCUCAGCUAAAUCCUGAAAUAUUAUGUGACUUGAAUAAUUUCACAUUUUUCCACUAUUGUGGCGAGGACAGUGUAGCUGAAUUUCCAAAGUCAUACCGACCACAAGCUCGAGCUCGAGCUUGGCAUACCGAGCUUGACAGUGUAGAUCAAGAAUGCGGCAACACCAGUACAGAUCACGUGUGGUUGGCAUACCGACCACAAGCUCGAGCUGAUAGAUGUCAUCCUAAAGAAAGGAAUCGUCUUAAGGCUUCAUUUGAAGUCUUUAACUGUGUGGUGAAAGAGUGUGCUAUUCGCCUUAUAUACAAGAAACAAGUAGUGUUUGGGCAAGAAGCCCAGUAG